CUUCCCGUUGGGGAGAGAGUGUAAUAUGGCGAAGACCUACGAUUACCUCUUCAAGCUGCUGCUGAUCGGGGACUCGGGGGUGGGGAAGACCUGUGUCCUGUUCCGCUUCUCCGAGGACGCCUUCAACUCCACCUUCAUCUCCACCAUAGGAAUUGACUUUAAAAUUAGGACCAUAGAGCUCGAUGGCAAGAGAAUUAAACUGCAGAUAUGGGACACAGCUGGUCAGGAGCGAUUUCGGACCAUCACAACAGCCUACUACAGGGGCGCAAUGGGCAUCAUGCUGGUCUACGACAUCACCAACGAGAAGUCCUUCGACAACAUCCGGAACUGGAUUCGGAACAUUGAGGAGCACGCCUCUGCAGACGUCGAAAAGAUGAUCCUCGGCAACAAGUGCGAUGUGAACAACAAGAGACAAGUUUCCAAGGAACGGGGAGAAAAGUUGGCCCUGGACUAUGGAAUCAAGUUCAUGGAGACCAGCGCCAAGGCCAACAUCAACGUGGAGAACGCAUUUUUCACUCUCGCCAGAGACAUCAAAGCAAAAAUGGACAAAAAAUUGGAAGGCAACAGCCCCCAGGGGAGCAACCAGGGAGUCAAAAUCACACCAGACCAGCAGAAGAGGAGCAGCUUUUUCCGAUGUGUUCUUCUGUGAGGAACGCUGCCUUAUUCUGAGCCCCGCUCACCGAGCUGACUGUGCCUGUCCUGAGUGAGCCCCUCACUCAGCCAGGGCCCUCCCGCUGCGAUGCCCCCUGCCGUGCUGCGGUCACCGGGCCCCACGGCCACCAGAACACAAUUGAGAAAUUGUUUAUUUUAGUAACUGUCUGAUCUUUUUCAACUCUGGAGAUGGAGUAAGUUAAGAAUUUGCUAUUUUUCCUGCAACGUCCACUGAACGGGCCCAUGCAUCGUGUAACUAGAGAGAGAUUGAGUCAAGGCGUGACUGCCAGCAGCAGCCAGCGUAGCAGCCUCCGUCGCUGGGCCUGGACACAGCGAACCCCCACCGGAAAGCCCAUCCAUGUCCCCCGCCACAGAAGCGAGGCCCCCAGAGGCCAGCGAUGGUUCCGGGAGUGCCGGGCUCUGCACCCUGUGCCGGGCGACUCACAUCAGGCCCAGGAAGCAUCUGCCCAGCAGGCCAAACGCCCGCUUCACCUCUUCUUUCAGUUUUGGACAAGUGACAAAAACCGUUAUUUUUUUUCCCUCUCUCUUUCCUUUUUAAGUGUCAAACCAAAGGGAAGCACAAAUUAAGGAAAUUCUGAGGAAAGAAGCACAGGGUCGUUUUUCCUGUUCACCGCCAGGUUUUGGUCUGUAGUCCAGCCAGGCCUCGGGCAUGGUCAGCAGGCCUCUCGACAGUCCCCAUCUGAGCACCGAGAGGACACCGUACACGCCACAGGUGACCCCGAAAACGCAACCACACACGGUCCACCUGCAAUUGGGGCACCUGCCUCUCAGACCCCAGAUACCCCCCUGCUCUUCGUCCCCCCACCCUCUCCAAAUCGGACGUUCUUUCUAGCUAAGAUUUUUAUUUUUUCAGAUCCGUAGUGCCGUGAAGUGAUUCCGUCUUUGCUUUCUAAUGGCAGACCCAGGUGGUCGGGAACGUGUGCACACCGUGGCUGGACAUGACUGAGAGCGUGAGGCAGCGCCUGGCAUGGGCCAAGGCGCAGGGUGGCCCACGCGACAGACUGACCGCAAAGCUGUCUGGGUUAGUUUUUAACUGCCGUCACCCGGUUCUGUUUUGACAGCUCUGCCUUCCCAUAGAGACUGUGCUGUUGGGACCAACCAGGUAACCAGUUUGGAGGGGUGUCACCAGGGAGCCUUUAUGUUUCUUUCUCUUCCCUCUACCCCCAAGCUGCUGUCAAUCCAGGCCGUUGGCAUCAUAGUUUCUUCUUUUUGGAAUUAAAACCAACAUACCAGCCAUAGUCUGCUCUUCCUGGGAUCUCUUAACAUGCUCUGUUUACAUCAAUAAAUGCACUUGAGGAAAACAAAUUAAAGCUCGUUUGAAAGUU
Diceros bicornis minor is the source of this 1997-nucleotide messenger RNA. RefSeq names its product RAB8A, member RAS oncogene family (gene RAB8A). The transcript is spliced from 8 exons. Lineage: Eukaryota; Metazoa; Chordata; Mammalia; Perissodactyla; Rhinocerotidae. Gene Ontology annotation, cellular component: synaptic vesicle; endosome; dendritic spine. Bases 26 to 649 code for a protein of 207 amino acids. Gene Ontology annotation, molecular function: GTP binding; GTPase activity. Gene Ontology annotation, biological process: cellular response to insulin stimulus; neurotransmitter receptor transport to postsynaptic membrane; Golgi vesicle fusion to target membrane. The record is from RefSeq and is a predicted model, not a curated record.